AGGCAACGAUUGCAAUGACGACGACGACGGCGACGAAGACGAGGGACGAGGAUAGCUCCUUCUUGGUCGACGAAUCGCUGAACUGGGAAUAUCGACUUGAGCUGAAAGCGGUGCUCAUAUGGUCUGGCGGUCUCCCGGAGCUUUUCCUCCUUUCUUCUCGCUUGUCUCCGUUGCCUCUUUCUUUCUCCCUCUCGGGGGGUCUGUUGCACAGAAUUGGGUUUCAAUAGGAAGGGGGCGGAACAAGAAAAGCCCUCCGCCCAAUUCCCUUUUUAGGUUUGCACUUUUGUGGGUCCUCGCUUUGGCCCUUUGCCUUUCGGUGCUUUGCGAAAAGGGAAGGGAGCCCCGGUGUCGGUGUUGCCUUACUGUUAUGCUGCCACGUUCUGUGGGCGCGGAGUGGUGAUGAUCUGGCGGAAUGAGCGGAUUCAAGAUGUGCCUAUUUUUCCUCGAGCGAUGGUGACGAUAAGAGUGCAAUAAUACUCCCCCCUCAUCA
Acaromyces ingoldii is the source of this 490-nucleotide messenger RNA. RefSeq lists its product as hypothetical. NCBI's taxonomy places the organism in Eukaryota, Fungi, Basidiomycota, Exobasidiomycetes, Exobasidiales, Cryptobasidiaceae. The transcript has a single exon. The record is from RefSeq and is a predicted model, not a curated record. The coding region runs from base 119 to 400 and encodes 93 amino acids.